GGCCAGCAUCAUCGAGAAACACGAGAGAUGACAGAGCAUCCCGAAGUAAAGGGCGAGCUGUGGAAGUUAGUUCCAGUGAAAUCUUGCUAUUGGAAGCGACCUCAUCACACAAGCGGUCAUCACAACCUCAGUUACAACCGCGACGACAGUGAUGGAAGCACAUGUUCCGAUGACGUCACUUCAAAAAGCUAUGACAUCAAUGCAGAACGAGCUGACAUCGACAAGCGAAAAUUAGACAAAAAUGGAAUCAAUGUUGUAAUUGAACCAGAGAGCUUACCACCAUAUGCCUACCAUCGAAACAAUUCGAAUUCAAAACGAGAGAAUGAGAGGAAGCAUAUAAAACGAGUCAAAAAAUGC
This is a messenger RNA of Owenia fusiformis, 357 nucleotides long. The record is from the annotation of a GenBank genome assembly. Lineage: Eukaryota; Metazoa; Annelida; Polychaeta; Sabellida; Oweniidae.